Corythoichthys intestinalis (scribbled pipefish) is the source of this 1003-nucleotide messenger RNA. RefSeq lists its product as uncharacterized. NCBI's taxonomy places the organism in Eukaryota, Metazoa, Chordata, Actinopteri, Syngnathiformes, Syngnathidae. The transcript is spliced from 7 exons. The record is from RefSeq and is a predicted model, not a curated record. The coding region runs from base 49 to 825 and encodes 258 amino acids.
UACGGAUGCGUGGCCCUGUGAUGUCACCGCCCAGCGAAGUCAACAACAAUGGAUUAUUACAUCUGGAAAUCCCAUGAUGCUCUGCUGCGUCUGAGCAACAGUGGCAGUCUGCUUGGGAACGAAGAGUCAACCAUCCCAAAGACGUACAGCACUCGUCGGGGGCCUCUUCUUCUCUAUUCACGAGACUUGGUUACAAUAGGAACUGAAUGUCAGUCGCAGGAUUUAGACAGGAAGAGGCGGGUCACACAGCAGUAUAAGCAAAAAGCGGGCCACCGGUCUGACACUCUCAUUUUGCAUCAAAGGCAUGAACAGUUUAACAGGCAGUUUGCCACUCCUAGCUUACAUCCACAUCCAAACGCCCAGUAUGCAAGCGUUUCCCGACUUCAUGUCAUACGAGGGAAGCAUCCAGAGUUGCCUGGCGACCAUUGGGAAACCAGCUCCCAUUUGAAGGAUCCACCUGAAGGUGAAAAUGAAAUGCAGGGAAGUGACAGGAAGGUUUGUUUGGAUCUGGUCCUUCAGAUUCCUAGAGUUUCUAGUUCACAUUCGCAGAACAGUAAAGACCCCACAACUUUUGAAGAACCGCAAGAACUGCAGGUCAAUUUGUCACGUGCUGGGAGUUCACAGACCUGCAAGUCAAGUGAUGUGACCCUUGCCCUAAGUGCUGAAGAAAUACCCAUAGACUACCAAAGAUCUGGGAAUAUUGUCAACCCACAAACCUCGGGGAACUGGACCAACAACAGCUUGGUUCUUCCACCUCUGAGAGCACGACAUGCAGUCACUUCUGAAUCCAGCUGCCAGAAAACAAUUAUUGUAAGUCUAUGUUAACAAAGACUGUACUUCCUGGUUAUAUGCACUAAAAAAGUUAGAGACAUCCAGAGAAGAAAUCGUGAGUAUCUUAGCAAAAGGGUAUUGAGGAAUGAGAAGCAGCCUAGAAAGAAGGCUGAAGGAUGCGGUGAUGUAAGACAUGAAUGCAGAUGAAGAAGAAAACCCUUCAGGGCAAUAC